AUGCAGCUCAACACCACCCUCCUCGUCUCGCUCGCCCUCGGGGCCGCGAGCGUCCUCGCCAGCCCAGCCCCACCGGCCAUCACGGCCCCGCCUACGGCCGAGGAGAUCGCGAAGCGCGCGACGACCUGCACGUUCUCCGGAUCGAACGGCGCCUCGUCGGCCAGCAAGUCCAAGACCUCGUGCUCGACCAUUGUGUUGUCGAAUGUGGCCGUUCCGUCGGGGACGACGCUGGACCUGACCAAGCUGAACGACGGGACUCAUGUAAUCUUUUCCGGCGAAACCACCUUCGGCUACAAGGAAUGGAGCGGCCCCCUGAUCUCCGUCUCCGGGAGCGACCUGACCAUCACCGGGGCGAGCGGGCACAGCAUCAACGGGGACGGCAGCCGGUGGUGGGACGGCGAGGGCGGGAACGGGGGCAAGACGAAGCCCAAGUUCUUCGCGGCGCACAGCCUGACCAACUCGGUGAUCAGCGGACUGAAGAUCGUCAACUCGCCGGUGCAGGUUUUCAGCGUUGCGGGGUCGGAUUAUCUGACCCUCAAGGAUAUCACGAUCGACAACUCGGACGGCGACGACAAUGGCGGGCAUAAUACCGAUGCGUUUGAUAUCGGCACGAGCACGUAUGUCACGAUCUCGGGGGCCACGGUGUAUAAUCAGGAUGAUUGCGUGGCUGUAAAUUCGGGGGAGAAUAUCUACUUCUCGGGCGGCUACUGCUCCGGUGGACACGGCUUGUCCAUUGGUUCGGUGGGCGGACGCAGUGAUAAUACGGUCAAGAACGUGACGUUCGUGGAUUCGACGAUCAUCAAUUCGGAUAAUGGCGUCCGCAUCAAAACCAACAUCGACACCACCGGCUCCGUGUCCGACGUCACCUACAAGGACAUCACGCUCACCUCCAUCGCCAAGUACGGGAUCGUGGUGCAGCAAAACUACGGCGACACGUCAUCGACGCCCACGACGGGGGUGCCGAUCACGGACUUUGUGCUGGACAACGUGCACGGCUCGGUGGUCAGCUCGGGGACCAACAUCCUCAUCUCGUGCGGGUCGGGCAGUUGUUCGGAUUGGACGUGGACGGAUGUGAGUGUCAGUGGAGGGAAGACGAGUUCGAAGUGUACGAAUGUGCCGAGUGGGGCUAGUUGUUGAUUCUUUGGUUGUUCCUAUUUGAG
Molecule: messenger RNA, 1160 nt
Organism: Aspergillus brunneoviolaceus CBS 621.78
Lineage: Eukaryota; Fungi; Ascomycota; Eurotiomycetes; Eurotiales; Aspergillaceae
Product: glycoside hydrolase family 28 protein
Exons: 4
Coding region: 1-1137 (378 amino acids)
Biological process (GO): pectin catabolic process
Cellular component (GO): extracellular region
Molecular function (GO): polygalacturonase activity
Source: RefSeq, a predicted model, not a curated record